AUGCAACUCACCUCUCUCCUCCCCGUUCUCCUCUCCACCUUGAGCCUGACCAGCGCUCUCUCCACCGGCCAAGCCGCCAACUGGACCGCAACCAACUUCCAACUCGAGUGCUCACCGGGCGGCUGUGCCUAUCGUUUCAAUAUCAGCGCGCCCGCCUCCGAGAACGCGCCUAGUUUCAAGACCUACUGCGAGGGCCUCACUCCCAAUGCCACGGCUUGUGCCAACAACACGAUCAUCGCUGCAGUCAGCCCCUUGGCCAACCCGACGUGGAAUGUCAAGGUCCAACACGAGUGGCAUGUCAUUGAGGAGGAGUAUAAUUCCGAGGCCACCUACUGGCAGGCUGGCAGUGCCAAUGUCACCGAGACCUCCAAGGCCUUCCUCAUCAAGCCCGACGUGUUUUACGGCGUCGCCUAA
Molecule: messenger RNA, 414 nt
Organism: Penicillium daleae
Lineage: Eukaryota; Fungi; Ascomycota; Eurotiomycetes; Eurotiales; Aspergillaceae
Exons: 1
Coding region: 1-414 (137 amino acids)
Source: RefSeq, a predicted model, not a curated record